UGGUCGAGCCCAUCCACAGCGGAACGAGCCCCUGCAAGCCCGUCUCUCUCCCCUUGGCACACUUCUCCACCGGCGACGCCCGCAGCCGCACCCCUCGCCUUUCCGCCGCCGCCCCGCCGCCUCCAAUUUCUCUCCGGUAGGAGAACUGGAUCCCCCACGAGUACAGCACCAGAGUAAGAAGCAAUAGAGACGCCACCCGUCAUGGCAGACUACAAGCAGGAACAGGAGAUGGAGUUGGAGGCCCUGCAGGCCAUCCUCAUGGACGACAUCAAGGAGAUCGACCCUAGCGAAAGCGGGAUCGACACCAACUCCCGCUGCUUCGAGAUCCUGCUAUCCCCUCAGGAUGAUGAUUUCGACGAGGCAGCUCAUGUGCCAGUUCAAAUGGCUCUGGUUUUUGCACACACUGAGAAGUACCCAGAUGAGCCUCCACUUGUGAAUAUCAAAAGUGUACGGGGUAUUAAACCAGACGACCUCACAUCCUUGAAAGAAAAGCUUGACCAAGAGGCAACUGAGAAUCUUGGUAUGGCUAUGAUAUAUACUCUUCUCGACUCGGCUAAAGAAUGGUUAACUGAAAAAUAUGGUCAAAAUGCUGGAGAUGAGGAACCUGACAAAACUGAAGAACCAGCAGAGGAGGUCAUUAUACCCCAUGGUGAAGCUGUUACUGUAGAGAGCUUUAUGGCCUGGAGGGAACGUUUUGAAGCUGAAUUGGCGCUGCAGCGUGCUAAGCUUAUGCCAGAGUCAGCUCUUACUGCCCCAAAGGAAAAGAAACUCUCUGGAAGACAGUAUUUUGAAAGUGGAAGGCAUAUAACGAAAGGAGCAGGUACAGUUGCUGAAGAAGAUGAGGAAGAGGAGGAGGACAUCGAAUUCGAUGACGAUUUUGAAGAUGAUGAGGAGGACAUGCUCGAGCAUUUUUUAGCAGAACAGACGGGGAAAUCGUCAGCUUAGGCUUGGACACUGUAAAAGGGAACAUCAUGCUGCGCAAAAUCUAUUUUAGGGAAAGCCCGAUGUGUUGACAUAUAUCAUAGAGCUCACUAUCUUUGUGUGUUUUCCCCAUCAUUCAGUUGCCUCGUGGUGACUGACGACGUAGCUGCAUAAAUAUCUAAAAGCCGAGGUAGCAGUGGGUCUCUCUCACUGAUCAAAUUUGAGGCGUUGAGCAUGGAAGCAUCUGUGUAAUGUACUUCGUUGUGUAAUUUAUCGUGUUUUUUGUCUGGUGAACAUGUAUGCUUUGCAGAGAAUGUUAUAACUUCCGUUCUGUACGUGAAUAUUGUCAACGUGAUACUUCAAUCCAAGUUUACACCGGUAA
Messenger RNA from Aegilops tauschii subsp. strangulata, 1303 nucleotides. RefSeq lists its product as uncharacterized. NCBI's taxonomy places the organism in Eukaryota, Viridiplantae, Streptophyta, Magnoliopsida, Poales, Poaceae. The record is from RefSeq and is a predicted model, not a curated record. Gene Ontology annotation, molecular function: protein binding.